CUUACGAAGAACAUCCUGAACCUUGCAGUCGGAAUUGAUAACCUUCAACCUCCCCGUUUCACAUUGAUACAGACAUAUUUAUCAUACCUCCUACAUUUAGUCACAAAGAGACACAAAUAUGGCGACGGAAACGAGAGACAAGCUUGAGGCACAAAUCAAGUAUGCAGACAUGAGCGAAGAUAUGCAACAAGAGGCCCUAGAAGUUGCCAUUGAUGCCAUGUCGAAAGCCACUGUCGAGAAGGAGAUUGCAACGUACAUCAAAAAGGAGUUUGAUGCGCGGAAAGGACCUACAUGGCACUGUAUCGUCGGCCGAAACUUUGGCAGCUUUGUUACUCAUGAGACAAAGCAUUUCAUUUACUUCUACCUUGGCCCCUCAGCGAUCCUCCUUUUCAAGACGCAGUAGAAGACCCGGCUUCCUAUCGCCGUACAUGCCGCUGCCUCCGCCACGAUGUAUGAUACCUUUGCAAAUCUAGUCGCAGAUUGAACAAGACAGCGAAAAGCUUGAAUUUCCCAUUUUUCGCAAGAGUCUUUGCUUGUCCAUUGGUGCUCAUUACUUAUGAAAUCAGCACACUUCGAGUGCUUUGCUUUGAAUGUUAGUUUUCCACCGCAACACGCUUCGAGUAAUAAGAGCCGUUGCUCAAGCAUAUAUCCUUGUUUUUAUAGUAAGAACGGUUUCAAUAAGAAGACGCCUUAACUUCCGCACGUAAAUUGUAUUCGGGACAGCGCAAUCAAUCACUUUUUGAAAAGGCCGGAAUUGAAAUAUUUAUUAUUGAUAAGACGA
Messenger RNA from Xylona heveae TC161, 781 nucleotides. RefSeq lists its product as hypothetical. The record is from RefSeq and is a predicted model, not a curated record. The transcript has 7 exons. Lineage: Eukaryota; Fungi; Ascomycota; Xylonomycetes; Xylonales; Xylonaceae. Gene Ontology annotation, biological process: microtubule-based process; cilium assembly. The coding region runs from base 119 to 403 and encodes 94 amino acids. Gene Ontology annotation, molecular function: dynein intermediate chain binding; dynein light intermediate chain binding. Gene Ontology annotation, cellular component: cytoplasmic dynein complex.